CAAACAUUAUUCGCAAAGGAAAUUAAAGUUGGCAUUUGAUACCUGGGCGGAAUGGGUGAAAUUCCGCAAGGGAGAGCAGCUUUGGCCGUGAAGAAGAUAGAGCAUGUCUCCGAUCAAAUUUUGUUAAAAAACAUUUUCGAGGCAUGGGUUGGUGCAGUGAAAGAGGCCAAAAGGACCCGAGAGUAUUUUGCACGUUUGGAACGAGGAGAUUUGGAUGAUGACAGUGAUACCCAAUUAUUUGGUCAAGGAGAGGCAAAAGAUGAUGUUUCCAGUCUACCUUGGCAAGCUGCAAUAAAGAUCUUCAUGUUUCUUGGCAUUAUAGAUUUGGCGCACUGUUCCCAGGUUUGUCAGUCCUGGAAGGUGAUUACUCAGACAAGUGUUCUCUGGAACAAGAUGGACUUUUAUCCUAUAAAAGAUUGGAUAAAAGACAAUGGAGUGACAUACCUUCUGCGGCAGUAUCGUCCCUAUGCAAUCCAUCUAAGCCUUCGCAGUUGUACAAACCUCAGUUGGCCAAGUUUUAAAUCUGUUAGUGAAUGUCGAAAUCUUCAGGAUCUGAAUUUAUCUGGAUGUGCAGGUUUAACUGAUGAAUAUUUGGCUGUCAUUUUGGAAAAUUGUUCAUCAAUUCUGUUCCUCAACCUUUCUUACACUACAAUUAGUGAUGUUUCAAUGAGGACAUUAUCCAAGUGCUGCCUGAAUCUCCAGUAUCUCAGUGUAGCCUUCUGUCGGAGAUUCUCAGAUAGAGGUUUGAAUUACCUGGCUUCAGGAAAGGGUUGCCACAGACUCAUCUACCUGGACCUUUCAGGCUGCACUCAGAUCUCUGUAAAAGGCUUCAAAGCAUUAUCCAUUGCAUGCAAUGAGGUUCAGCAUCUUAUCAUCAAUGACAUGGCAACUCUUACCGAUUCCUGCAUUGUAGCUCUGGUUGCUCACUAUUACAAACUUUCUUCGAUAUCGCUUUUGGGGUCUCCUCAUUUAUAUGAUUCAGCUAUUAAAGCACUUGUCCAAUGGAGGAAGCUCACCAAGAUAAAAAUUGAUGGCAAUAAACAUAUAACUGAUAAUUCCUUAAAGUUCAUCUGCAGAUACUGCUCUCAAAUGCGUAUCCUCUGUAUAACUGACUGCCCUAGGAUCACAGAUGUUGGUUUGAAAUUCACAGAAUCACUAAGAAACCUCAUUGUUUUGAACCUGGCUGACUGUGUAAGGUUAACUGAUGUAGGUUUGAAACACUUCGCUGAUGGAAAUUCAGGUCCGAAGGUUAGAGAACUGAAUCUGACUAACUGCAUCAACAUUUCCGACUUUUUGUUGAUCAAACUUGUACAAAGAUGCACCAAUUUAACCCACGUGAAAUUCUGUUACUGUGAACAUUUAUCUGAUAAUGGGAUUGAGUUGCUGGGAACCUUGCCUAAUUUGACUAGCGUUGAUCUAACAGGAACCACAAUGCAAGACCAGAGUUUAGCAGCUCUCAGUACCAACAGCAAGUGUACUGAGCUCAUAAUCUCCGAGUGUCAAGAUAUCACUGAUAUUGGAUUACAGAAAUUCUGUCACAGAUCGAUCAAUCUGAAUUACCUUGAUGUUUCCCACUGCAUGGCAUUGAGUAAUCAGAGCAUUAAAACCCUGUCGUUUAGUUGCCGAUUGCUUACAUAUCUGAACAUCUCCGCAUGUCCAAAGAUUACUGACUUAAGCCUGCAAUAUUUGAUUGGCGGGUGCCAUUACCUUCGCUACCUGGACAUCUCAGGUUGCGUCAGAGUGACUGAUGUAAUAUUUAAAUUAUUGAAGAAAGGAUUCCGGAAACUGCUCUUCCUCAAGAUGUUGUACUGCACAAAGAUCACAAAAAGUGCUUUUGACAAACAAAUGCGUGCAAAUAUACAAUGUGAAUUCAAUAACUUUGCACCUCCUCUGUGGUACGGAUACGACGGUCUUGGAAACAUCAUAAAGAAGGAAGAGAAGAACCAAGAAGAAGAAGAAGAAGACGAAGACACUGAACUGGAUGAGGAUCAGAAUCAAGAUGACGAGGACAAAAUCGAUGACCAGGUUGAUGUCCAGAACCAGGAGGAGAACCAGGACGAGGAGCAAGACCAAGAUCCUGAAUGAAUAUUAAUCUAUAUACAAAACAACUAAAAUGUAGUUUUACUCUUAAGGAAACUUUUACAGCUGUACAAUUUUUAACAAUGUGCUUCACAAUAAAACUAACAUUGUACUGGGUUUGUUGCUGCGGAAAUUUGACUAAUUUAAAUAAACUGAUUGAUAGUUAAAAUAGUAAAA
This is a messenger RNA of Callorhinchus milii (elephant shark), 2256 nucleotides long. RefSeq names its product F-box and leucine-rich repeat protein 13 (gene fbxl13). The transcript is spliced from 17 exons. Bases 52 to 2085 code for a protein of 677 amino acids. Gene Ontology annotation, molecular function: protein binding. Gene Ontology annotation, cellular component: SCF ubiquitin ligase complex. The record is from RefSeq and is a predicted model, not a curated record. Gene Ontology annotation, biological process: SCF-dependent proteasomal ubiquitin-dependent protein catabolic process. Lineage: Eukaryota; Metazoa; Chordata; Chondrichthyes; Chimaeriformes; Callorhinchidae.